AUGCUGCAGCUACUGUUCCGCGCGGCUCCUACACCAUCCCGAGCGCUGUGGCCCAGCGCAAAGGACAAGGAGGUGGAAACUCUCCAGCUUCUAGUGUGGCGCCGCGGCUUAGUUUGGCUUCUGGCUCACCCUCAGCUGCAUGACGGGGAUGCAGCUGGCGAGGAGGGUGCAGGCAGUCCCAGCGACUCCGAAGCCAACUCAUUCUGGGGGUGGGCCCUGUCUGAGCUGACGACUCUGGCCCAAGAGAUGGCAGGCAACCGAGGAGCUGGAUCCAUCCGGCUGCUGCUCUAUGCCUACAGGACGCUGCUGCGCAACCUCGCCCGGACCCAGAGUGCUGCAGAGUACAUGCGCGACGAGCAAAGUGACUUCCAGGAGGACUGCCCCAGCGAUGCCAUUGAUGUCACUGGUGGUGGUUCCUGCGGCAGUGACCAGGACCUAGAUCGGGCUACCAAAGCUGGAGCCUGGUCACGGGUCGCCGUUGCCAUGAUCAACUUUGUUGGGCCCGCCGUGGGUCGGCCCAACCUCGAAGAGCCAGAUCUCCAGGUUUUACCACUUUUGAAGCAGUCGCUUCUGCAUGCCCGUGUUCCGUCGCUUCUCGCUGCGGGCAACCACGGGCCUUUCUGGGCGAGGUCUGUGCUGGAGAAGUUAGUCUCUGUCCUCACGGGUCCUGUCACAUCAGGGGCACCCUUGACAGUUGUUCGAGAAGCUGUCUCGAUCGUGUCUAAGUUCUUCCUGCAGAACCUGCAGACGCUACAGAGGCACGAAAGCUUCGGGCAACUGUGGCUUAUGGUGCUGAGACUCAUGCUCCAGUUUAUAAAGCGCGGUUCAGACGACCGCGAUGCGGAGUUGGAGGAGGUCUCUACCGAGACCCUGAAGAAUCUUCUGGGUGUUCUUGUCAGCACGCAAGUCCUCGGCUUCGUUUCGCCUAAGGCGGCGCAGCCCGAGGACAAGGCUUCCAGGCCAGUAUGGUGGCAGAUGACCUGGGAUUGCAUCGAGGUGUUCAUCCCUGGCUUUGGUGAGGACUUCAGCAGGUCGGUGCUGGGCAACGGCACCGUGCCCGAAGAGGCUCUGCUGCACCAGCAGCCUCCAGCCAUGUGCCGAUCAAAGGAAGCUUGGGAACACUUCAUCUUCGUGCCGUGCUUGCCAAAGUCUCGCGUCACCAGGGCAGCCAAGAGAAGACUCUUGGAUGCUUUCAGAUUUCUGCUGGCCGGACUAAGGGUGCUCGAUUCUAGUUUUGAAGUUGUUUUAAUUGCUGACCAAGACUGGUUCCUGCAGUGCAACACCGUCUCCUGCCGCUCAAGCGUACAAAGCGUGCAGAAGCCGUCUUCGUCCUCGUACAGCUUCGAGGAUGCUGCCCUGGCCGUGGGGCUCACAGCCGGCCUCGGCGCAGCAGCUGCAAGCACCGCCUUGGCUCCUUUGGCUCCAGGCGCUGCGCUCCUAAAGGUAGCCAUGAUGGUCCCUACACCACCGCCACCCUCCCUGGCGCCGCCUGCACCUCCUUUAGCAGCGGCCACACAGGGCCGAACGAAUGCCCUGCUCCCGGAGCAGCCUCGACCGACACCGCAGUUCAGCCUUCUAGACACCUUGCUCCCGAACUUCAAUACUGACACCUUCAUUUGGCGGGUCUCGAUGCUGCAGAUCACCGAGUACAUCGGCUCCCUCCUUUUGGGAAGCGCCUAUGGCUCUCCUAAGCUUUGCUCCUUGUAUCUCCUGGGCGCCUCCUGGGGCCCGGCCAUUGCGCAGGGGGCCGUUUGGCGGUUGAUGCUUCCCAUGAUGCUGCAUGCAAAUGCGCUGCACAUCUUCUUCAACCUCUUCUUUCAGAUGCGAAUCGGCUUCGGCAUGGAGAAGCAGUUUGGGCGUCGGAAGUUCUGCCUCCUCUACAUGUUCUGUGGCUUCCUGGGCAACCUGAUCUCAGUAGCAGUGGACCCUAUGAAGUUGGCAGUCGGAGCAUCCACCAGUGGCUUCGGGCUCCUGGGAGUUUGGGCUGCAGAAGUGCUCCUGACUUGGGACCUGCUGGGUGAGAGCCGCUCCAGAGUCUUCCUAUGGUUUGCCUUCAUGGUCAUCAGCUGCAUCAUGAUGUCCACCAUCUCUCCCAACGUAGAUUUCGUGGGCCACUUCGCCGGAAUGCUUGCAGGAUUCCUGCUGGCCAUCAUCCUUGCAGACAUGCAGGAGGAGCACCAGCCCCCAUGGUAUGAUAAGGCCAAGCUAACAGCCAAGAACAUCACGGCCCUCAUUGUCAUUGCUUCCCUUGUGCGAGCUAUCACCUUGGGCCCUGACGGGCCCAUCCCCUACUGUGGGACCAUCUUUCAUCCUCGUCGCCUGCCCUUCUGA
Symbiodinium pilosum is the source of this 2331-nucleotide messenger RNA. Lineage: Eukaryota; Dinophyceae; Suessiales; Symbiodiniaceae. The record is from the annotation of a GenBank genome assembly.